Diachasmimorpha longicaudata is the source of this 1580-nucleotide messenger RNA. Its product is annotated as pleiotropic regulator 1-like. Gene Ontology annotation, biological process: mRNA splicing, via spliceosome. Gene Ontology annotation, cellular component: catalytic step 2 spliceosome; Prp19 complex; precatalytic spliceosome. Bases 125 to 1489 code for a protein of 454 amino acids. The record is from RefSeq and is a predicted model, not a curated record. Gene Ontology annotation, molecular function: protein binding. NCBI's taxonomy places the organism in Eukaryota, Metazoa, Arthropoda, Insecta, Hymenoptera, Braconidae. The transcript has 2 exons.
GCGUCGUCUUUGGUCUAGUCUCCCAAUCAUUUGUCGACGCUCAUAACCUCGCAAAUCAAAACGUAAUCGAAGCGUUGAAAAGUUAAAGUUUAUUUGGACAUAAUAAAUCGAUCAUUAUUUAAAAAUGGAUGUCCAGAAACUGUCAGUCCACACAUUGGUAUUCCGUUCCUUGAAACGUUCUCACGACCUAUUUCUCCAUGACUACGGAUCCCUUCCGCCUCUGGACGAAGCCGUUGAGAACCAGAAGAAGGCAAUAAAAGCACGAGACUCGUAUGGCCCGAUAAUGGAUCGAGUCAAGCAGAACAUUCAGGCAAAGCCUCGACCCUCUGACAACGAUCCUGCAGACCCUCCACCCCCUGGAGACGAGUCAUUCACAGCCUGUGAUAGCACCUCCCUUGGACCUUACGCCCCACCAUCAAUUCCAGUCACUUCAGCAGUCGUUCCAGCCAAUCCACCAAUGAAUGCAGUGACUUUACCCAUUAAAAAGGCUCCCACGAUGGCCAAACCUAAAUGGCACGCUCCCUGGAAGUUGUACCGAGUCAUCAGCGGACAUCUGGGAUGGGUUCGCUGUUGUGCGGUGGAACCUGGUAAUGAAUGGUUUGCCACAGGAUCUGGGGAUAGAGUGAUAAAAAUCUGGGAUCUCGCUAGUGGAAUCCUGAAAGUCUCCCUGACUGGACACAUCAGUAGUGUCAGGGGUUUAGCAGUCUCUCAUAGGCACCCGUAUUUAUUUUCAUGUGGUGAAGAUAGACAGGUGAAAUGCUGGGAUUUAGAAUACAAUAAAGUAAUUCGUCAUUAUCAUGGACAUCUGUCAGCCGUCUACUCCAUGGCACUUCACCCAACAAUCGACGUCCUGGUGACAGCUGGUCGAGACUCCACAGGACGAGUCUGGGACAUGCGAACAAAAGCAAAUGUUCACACUCUAGUGGGGCACACAAAUACCGUCGCGAGUGUUAUCUGUCAGGCAUCCGAGCCCCAGAUAAUCACUGGAAGUCACGACUGCACUAUCAGAUUGUGGGAUCUGGCUGCUGGUAGGACCAGGGUGACCCUAACGAAUCACAAAAAGAGUGUGCGAUCAGUCUGCUUUCAUCCUACGCAAAAUAUGUUCGCUUCGGCUUCCCCCGACAACAUCAAACAGUGGAAAUGUCCUGAUGGCACGUACAUUCAGAAUUUAUCUGGACACAAUGCUAUCGUCAAUUGUCUUGCUGUUAAUGAGGAUGGAGUACUGGUCUCGGGAGCUGAUAAUGGCACGAUGCACCUCUGGGACUGGAGGACUGGGUAUAACUUCCAGAGACUGCAGGCCCCUGUACAGCCUGGGUCCAUGGACAGUGAGGGGGGCAUCUUCAGCAUUACGUUUGAUAUGUCUGGGACUAGGAUGAUCACCACUGAAGCGGAUAAAACGAUCAAGAUUUAUAAGGAGGACGAUACUGCCAACGAGGAGACACAUCCGGUCAAUUGGAGACCAGAUAUCAUUAAGCGAAGAAAAUAUUAAUCCAUAAGACAUUUCUUUAGAGUAUUUCGGAUGUGAAUGUACAUAUAUAAUUGUAAAUAAUUUUAUAAAUAUAAGGGAUUUUUAUAAAGUA